CAUGCAAGGGAUUUACCAAUAGCCAGCUUUCACUCCCCGUCCCUUGCUGUGUCCCACCAAAGGCCAUGUGCAGUGGCAAGCUGCAGACGGGUUUGCUGGUGGCCGGCUACUUUGUCUACCUGCUGGUGGGUGCUGCUGUGUUCCAGGCACUGGAGAGGACUGCUGAGAAGCAGGAGAAAAUGGCAGCUGCCCAGAUGAAGGAGGCUUUUCUGCAGAACUUCACUCGCCUUACGGUGGCAGAGAUGGAGCAGUUUAUGAAGAACCUGACUGAAGCCAUUCAGAAUGGAGUAUACCCUGUUGGAAAUGAAUCACAGAUUGAAGACAGCAACUGGGAUUUCAGUAACUCCUUCUUCUUUGCAGGCACGGUUGUCUCUACAAUAGGCUAUGGCACACUACGUCCUAAAACUGCUGGGGGACAGAUCUUCUGUGUCUUUUUUGCUCUGUUUGGAAUCCCUCUGAAUAUUGUUUUUCUCCACCGUGUUGGUAAGAUGCUCUCACUGCUGUGUAAAAAGCUGGGGAAAUUCCUGUACGAGAAAGGAAUGAGAAAGAAGAAGAUCAAAUUUCUGACCCUUUUGUUCUUCCUGGCAACGGGGAUCCUAGUUUUUCUGUGCUUGCCAUCACUUUUCUUCCAGAUAACAGAAGGCUGGUCCUACAGCGAAGGAAUUUACUUUGCAUUUAUCACCCUCAGCACCAUUGGCUUUGGAGAUUAUGUAGUAGGUAAACAGCCUGGCAGGAAUUACUUUUCCUACUACCGAAUGCUGGUGGCCAUUUGGAUUCUUUUCGGCCUUGCCUGGAUUGCUCUCCUAUUUAAUUUGUUGACAACGGUACUAGAAGAUACUGAAAAAAUAAUUGUCAAGGAUCUCCAUCAAAUUGGAAAGGUGAGUAAGGACAAUGCAGCAAGCCAACAAAGAAGAUGCUGGCCUGCUCAAUUUAUUCCAGAAGAAGAACUACUACCACCAUGUGCUGGAGGGGAUGCACAGAAAAUGGAGUCAUUAGCAGAUUCUGAACACACAAAAAAUGAAAAAAAUGUUUUUUCUUAUAGCAAAACUAUUGCCAUAACAUAUGACAAUUGAAUUCUUCAUUGGAGAGUUACUAAUGAAUUAUUCUAAAGAAAUUCCCAUAGAAAUAAAAUUUCUCCUACCUUUUGCUGAGAUAUGACCUUUCAGAACUGAAGACUUACAGUUACACAAAGCCUGAAUAUUAAUGGUAAGAAAUUUGCUCCUCAAUUUGCAGCUAGGUUGUACUAACAACCUGAGAAGUGCACGUGUUUUGCAAGGUGUUUUUAAGGUGCUUCCACAAAAAUGCAGAGGAGGGGCACAGUAGAGCUUACUGGUUCUAUUUGGAUUUUACUGCUUGCAAGAAAUCAUGUCUCUUCCAGGAACUGACAUGCACAAGGUUUUCUGAGGCAUUGCGUAGCACCUCUGUAAGAAGAAAUAAGGGUAUAUAACAUAAUAGAUGCCUGAUUUCAGCCAUCGUAUUGGAUAAGCUAUUAUGAUCUGAAAGACAUGUUUAAAGGACAAGACCUGGGCUCAGUUCAGAGACACUAGAAGCAUCUAAUGGACAGGGUUAGAAAAAGGUUAGCAUAUUGGAAAUGAUUAAUUCUACCUCUUCUUGUUUUAUACUAAGAUGAA
Molecule: messenger RNA, 1631 nt
Organism: Grus americana (Whooping crane)
Lineage: Eukaryota; Metazoa; Chordata; Aves; Gruiformes; Gruidae
Product: potassium channel subfamily K member 16-like
Exons: 5
Coding region: 66-1073 (335 amino acids)
Biological process (GO): potassium ion transmembrane transport; stabilization of membrane potential
Cellular component (GO): membrane
Molecular function (GO): potassium ion leak channel activity
Source: RefSeq, a predicted model, not a curated record